CCAGAGCAGUAUUUACUUACCUGUUAAUAGCUAACAUUUUUGUCCUUAUAACGAACAAAAAAAUAUUUAGCUAAACUCUUAUCUGAUUUUGCAGGUGGGCAUUUGUCUCUGUGCUGAAUUCAGAUUGCAUUAGAGACAAAACCCUGUCCUUCUUAGAUAAUGGAAUCUCAAUAUCAGCCUUUUAGCCCAGAUGUUAGCAGCUUGGAUCCUGCAGAGCCCGUAUCAGCCGACCGAGAGGACUGAAGGGAAGAUUAAUGCUCUUCUUUUAUGCCAUCCUGAUAAUUCUGAUUCUGAUGACGGUCAUAGGGGUAAAAUUCUCCCAGCUGAACAAAAAAAACUACAACUCAAGACUAUCAAAAGAGGACCAACUUCGCCUGGUCUAACUCCUGCAGAUGAAGUCCCGUUGGAGAGACUAGUUCCUGUUCAAGGAAGAUGCAGGGCAGGAUGGGACAGUUUCCAGGAGAGCUGCUAUCUGUUCACCACCACCAACACCGCUGCUUGGCGAAAAGCUGAAGACCAGUGUAGAUCAUCUGGAGGGCACCUACUAGUGAUUAACAAUGUGGAGGAACUGGUGAGCCCAGAUUAGAUCUUUAUACAAUUUAGUGUAACUUUAUCCAUCUACUGAACUUUAUUAUGAUUAAGAUGAUUAACCAAUAAAAUUAGUGCUUGAAUUGAAACAGGAAACAUGAGGGGGUGGGGUUAAACUUUCAGUUUAAACCUUUAUGUAGAACAUUAGGGGCCUUUGAAGAUCAGCAAUAAGAGGCACUAACCUGCAGGUGCAAUAACUUUUUGGUAUGUGCAAUAAGUUGGGGUGCACAAAUGUUAAGACUUGCAAGGUGGUUCGGUUCUGCCUUAUUAAAAUGAGCAGACUUCCUGUGGUACAGGCAGUUUAAGAGUGGAUGUGUAAGAAAGAUGAGGUUCAAAGCCAUGGAGAAGAAGAAAUAAUUACAAUUAUGUUAAAUAAAUCAUGAUGGCACUGAAAAGCAUUUAUAAUGCAGCUCACAUAAGUAGCCUGUCUCAAAGUGCCAUUAAAGUUG
Cyprinodon tularosa is the source of this 1037-nucleotide messenger RNA. RefSeq names its product asialoglycoprotein receptor-like 1 (gene asgrl1). The transcript has 5 exons. Lineage: Eukaryota; Metazoa; Chordata; Actinopteri; Cyprinodontiformes; Cyprinodontidae. The record is from RefSeq and is a predicted model, not a curated record. The coding region runs from base 191 to 586 and encodes 131 amino acids.